GCAGCAACACUAUAUCCUUAGCUUCUUCUUCUUCCUUUCCUCAUAUAAUAAUCUCUUUCUGGGGCACACCACAGUAAGAAAGAAACAGAGAUCAGUGCUUGCUUUGCUUAGUUAACGCUGUGAAGUUGCGUUCCACCUACUCUUUUUAGUCUCUUUAUCUUUAUUCUUCUUCUGUUCUAACGCCCCCACCCUACACCCCUCUCUCCCAUCAACCUUCCUUUGCAUUCUUUCUUUCUUUCUUUCUUUUCCUUUCUUCACUUUCUUCCCUUCUUCACCCUAACUCAUUUCAUCUUCUCCCUAUGAAAUGAUUCACAAACACCACCCCGGUUGCACCAUUCACCACCAUGCCUACUUAGCCUACACCAUCAUUCACAACCUCAGAAGCCCCCACAGAUUUAGGUAAGUGACCACAAAAGAUUCAUUCUUUUUCUGCCUUACAACUUAUGGCAUCAUCCAUUGCCACCUUCUUCAACAAGUUCCUUUAUCUCCUCAUCCUCUUGGUCCACCUUGGCUGCUUCAUCUUCACCACCACCGCCGGAGGAAAAAAAACGCCACCAUCAAAGAAACGCAAAAUCUCACCCUCCUCCCCUUCCCACCCAAAAUUCAAAACCCACAAAGCCCUGUCCUCUUCUUGGCAUUUCAUUAAACACCUUCUUUCCACCAAAUCCUGCAAAACCCCCAAAACCGCCACCUCCCAAUUAUCCCCUCAAUCUACCGCCCCCACCUCCACAACCUCCGUCUCCCCCGCAGCAGCACACUCCCUCAUUUCACUAACACAACCCGACCCGGACAGAAAACAACCCGGGUCUUGUCCCGAAUCCGACAUUUCCGCCGACACCAACCUCUUCUUCCCUCUCCGCAACGACAUCUUCCCCUGCACCGCCUGCGGCGAGAUCUUCCAGAAACCCCACCUCUUGGAAACCCACCAAACCCUCAAACACGCGGUUUCGGACCUAUCCGGAUCCGACCCAGGUCACAACAUCGUCCAGAUCAUCUUCAAAUCGGGUUGGCCUGAAUCCAAACCCUCCCCCACCAUAACCCGCAUCCUCAAGAUCCACAACAGCCCAAAGAUCCUCGCCAAGUUCGAGGAGUACCGCGAGGUCGUCAAGUCCAAAGCGGCGCGUAACGGAUCCCUCACGCGCCGCCGCGACGAGCGCUGCAUCGCCGACGGGAACGAGCUCAUGCGCUUCCACUGCUCCACGUUUCUGUGCGACUUGGGACACAGUGGGGAUUCGUCAAUUUGUUCUCAGCAAUUUUGUAAUAUAUGUGGAAUUAUUAAGUCGGGGUUUUCCCCUAAACUCGACGGAAUUGCCACGCUGUCCACCAGCUGGCGUGCACACGUGGCUAUACCAGAUGACGUGGAACGAGAAUUCGGCUUCAUGAAUGUCAAACGGGCCAUGCUCGUUUGUAGGGUCAUUGCGGGUCGGGUUGGAUCCGAUUCAGACGACGCCGAAAAAGCUGAUGGUGGUUUUGAUUCGGUAAUGGCGAGGUCAGAGACUGGAGUUUACACGCGGCUUGACGAGGAGGAGUUGUUGGUGUUUAAUCCUAGGGCUGUUCUUCCUUGCUUCGUGAUUGUGUAUACUGUGUGACGUGAUGUAUUCAAUGGCUGUGAUGAAGAUGAUUAUGUGAGCUCGGUCGAUCCAACGUUGGAUUGUAAUUUUAAUUUGGCUAAGUAAUUUGUAGCUGAGACAUGUUUUUUUUUUGGUUUUUCAUAAUCUGGGUUAUUAUUAGACCCUUGUGCACGAAAUUUUGUGCAUUAAAUUGACACAUUAUGGUAUAGAAAUUGGUGUAUCUAAGACUUUUCGUGAA
Messenger RNA from Vigna angularis (adzuki bean), 1809 nucleotides. RefSeq lists its product as uncharacterized. Bases 444 to 1589 code for a protein of 381 amino acids. NCBI's taxonomy places the organism in Eukaryota, Viridiplantae, Streptophyta, Magnoliopsida, Fabales, Fabaceae. The transcript has a single exon. The record is from RefSeq and is a predicted model, not a curated record.